Sodiomyces alkalinus F11 is the source of this 1089-nucleotide messenger RNA. RefSeq lists its product as hypothetical. Lineage: Eukaryota; Fungi; Ascomycota; Sordariomycetes; Glomerellales; Plectosphaerellaceae. The transcript has 3 exons. The coding region runs from base 270 to 605 and encodes 111 amino acids. The record is from RefSeq and is a predicted model, not a curated record.
GUCAGGGAUAUAUUUUUGCUGCCUUAAUGUCGCUUUUUUGCGUAUUAAAACACUAGAUUCUCCCCCUAUACCUUCUGCAUCACAAUCCUAUCUCUCAGAUUCCAUCAUCUCUCCACACAUAAACAUCAACGAUUGAUUCCUACUUUGGACCGACAACUCCAUUUGCGCGCAGUCAGCUUAACUCAACCGGUCUCUAAACUAAAAGGGUUUACCUUCAUCAGCGCAAUACCAAUUCUGCAACAAAGCAAGACAGAAAGCAAUCGUUCGCAAUGCCCCUUCACGCCCUCUCUGACAAGGACGUCAAUGCGCCCGUACAAACCAGCAUGGUCGCCGAUCCCUUGGACAAAUCCAAUGUUAAGAGCAUGGAAUAUCACCGCCAGGUCUUCCAGAACAAGAUAGCAGAGGAGAAGACUAAGCAAUAUAUCUCGCCCUCGGACAACAUCAUGAGCCCCUGUACCGCCAAGCUCAACGCUUUCCGUAACAAGAAGAUUGGCAAGGCCAAGCCCAAGUCACUCUUCGCUCAAGCCUCGUCUAAGAAGCUCGACGGCGAGCCCCUCUUUGGCGCGAAGUCUCCCUCCCCUACCAAGCCUGACAGCACACCCUAGGCGAGUUUUUGAUCCUCGUUAUUUAGGUUGUGCUUCAUGACAAAAGUAGGAAUGGUAUGGGAGGGAUAUUCGGGCAAGGGCACGGUGUUCAGAGAACUGAUUGUUUGGUACCAUUGUCCCCUUCUAUGCUUUUCUUUGUACCGGCGGGUGUGCAACAUCUUCUCUAUGGAUUCAGGUCAUCGGAGUUCAGGGAUUAUGCACCAGAUUUUAUGACUGGAAUAUGCGAAGGCGUGGUGACAGGGUCUCUGCAAAACAAACGUCAUGACACGAAACGAAACAAUGUGCGGGGUUCUUCUGUUCUGUUUCCUUGCUUUGGGCUGAAGCUCACUCUUUCAGGCCUUAAUGUAUAUAUCAGUUUUGUUGGCCAGCUGUAUAUCUUCAUACCCCUAGGGGAUAACAUGAUUUCUUGGGCAUGACCAUCACCGAGUAUCAGCAACCAUUUCCCCCCUCGACUACCCCGGAUCUCGCCUCCACAACCCUUCAC